AUGUUGCGACGUAAAAUUGGUUGGGGUCCGUUGAAGCGACGAGCUUCGCUCAGUGUCCGAGCGAGUUCGAAAGGAAGCAAAAUGCACCUACAUCUGCGACAUUCACGUGGUGUCGAUGCAAAAGGACGAGUUCAUAUCUCAACGGAUGAAAUGGCGGAGAUCUAUCGAAAUUUUCAUCAAGCACUUAACGAGACAUACUGGGAAACAGCUUCAAACCAUAAAAUUUGCACAGACGCUAUGGAAACACUUAAAACGACUCAUAUCUCGAAGAAAAAUGGACGAUUUCUUGUGCUUUUCACAUCGGUGCUAUCUGAAGCCUACAGUCAUGCACAUUACAACGUUCAAGAAUUGCUCUACGAUGACAGAGAUCAGAUACGAGGUAAUUACUGGGCGGAUGUGGUAAGCUUUCACAAAGCAGUUAUGGCCAAAGCAGAUAAGGUGCAUGCACAUAGCAAAUGUUUGCAUCAAUUGGCUUUACUGCUGCAUUUUGCUUCACUUUACAGCCUUUACAAGGAUGUCGCUAAUGAGGAAUUUAUUAUAUCCCUGUAUCAACGAGCAGAAAACUACAUACUAAAUGAUCAUCAUCGACUAACUGAUGCGGAAGCGGAUCAAAUCAAGGAAUACCAUGAUGCUAUACAAACUAUCUACCAUCUUCGUGGUGAACGAAGUCGCCCUAAAGUAGAAACUGCUACGGAAAAAUUAGAAGAAGCUCCAACGCUAGCAUUGAACGAGAUUGAUGUUGUUGACGCUACGCGGCCAGAUCCGGUGCAGGAUCAGGAGGUUACUCUCUCUAAAGAUGAACUUUAUGCCAUUUACGAUAAGGCUCUUGAACGACAUAAGAAGAUGGUAAUGAAGAGACAGCAAACAAUGGAAGAACUGGAAAAAACGGUGACCGCGGAAAUUUCGCCCGUUUCCUCAGAAUGCUCCGUAGAAGAAGAGAAACUUGCUGAAACUCAGCAAGGGUCUAGAAAAACUUCAAGCCAAAACUCAACAGAUCAGAACAGAUGCGCAGGGGCUAAAUCGGUGGUUGUGACAUCUGAAAAGGAACUUGAGCAAGUGAUCAAAAAAUUGAAUCCAGUAGUGUUGUCGGAAAAGGUGGAAACGGUCAAAGAGAAGGAGCCUCGUACGAUAGGAAACUCGUCGAAACAACGACAAAGCGUCUCAUCAUCGAAACACUGUCCUGAACGUAGAAACACGCUCGCCACUGUUCCAACACUGAGGGAAUUUGCUGGAAAGAACGCAAUUGUUCUAGAUAAAUAUGACUUUAAAGGAGAAUUUGAGAGAAGAUGUGGUCGGAAAAAAUUCAUACCACCUACGGCUUUAAACCUUCCGAUAAUUGGACGGCCAAACAAAGAUGAUACCAUUCAGAGUUAUCGUAGGAAAGGUCUUUUUGAUGAUGUUGGCUUUCGACAACCGCCAAAUUUGCAUAAAAUGCAAUCGUUUACGGAAUGUGGUUCAUCCACGAACGCACACGCCAUGGUCACAUACGAAGAAGAGGAAGACCUUAGCAGAGAAGCAGAGGAGGAUGAUAUUCAAAAUAAUAAUUCACUCACACCUAAUUCUUAUAUGACAGAGAAGAUUAUAAAAGCAGUUUUGGCCGAGAAACCAAUAACAAAUACAAAAUUGAGAAAAUUCAUACAUCAAGUGGAAGAACUGAAUAGAAGAAUGAGAGCAGCAUGGGCAGCAUUCGCAGCCGUCAGGGAAGCUACGGACCAACUGACGGACCAUGAUCUUCGUGCCCAUCCUUUCGACUCGACAGUCCUUCCAGCGCUCUGUUACGCAGCGGAGACAGGAAUGUCCCGUCUUCGCGACCCAGCGGAAUAUGUAUCGAAAGCAAAACAUAGAUGGGCCGGUCACAUCAUGAGAAGAAUCGACGAUAGAUGGACUAAAAGAACGCUAGAGUGGAUCCCAAGGGACGCUAAACGCCCCCGAGGGAGACCGCCAACGAGAUGGGGUGACGUGUUCGCUGCACGGAUGGACCAGAACAUCUUGGAUGACAAUGGCGAGGGAACGAAACGAGUGGAAGAGAUGCUGGGGCCCGCACGUCUAGUGAAGACGGGCCAUCUAAGUAAUGAUCUAACGGAUCUAUCCUUGAGAAAAAAGAAGAUGGAGGAAGAAAAUCCAAAAAAUUUUCCAGGUAUGUCGGAAAAGGAGGAGCGACGUUCGCUCCGUCCGGUUGCUUUCGCUGCCGUCGUCUUCUCGACGGUUGCGUUGACGAGUUGUCUGCUCACUUUCCCGAUGAUUUUGCACUAUGUGCAGACUCUGGAGUCACAAGUUCAGCUCGAUCUUGAGUACUGUCAAGCUCGAGCACGUGACAUGUGGAAAGAGAUGUUGAGCAUAGAAACCGGCGGAAAACGUGAUGUUGCUAAGUUGGCCGAUAUUGUGAUGAGCCAUAGGAGACUGGAGAAAAGAGAUACGCUUGCGGACUUCUGGGCUCGUCGUCUGCAUGAUCAAGAGCUUCGUGACGAGCCAGUUGGGUACGACACUCCAUCAGCUGGCGUGGAAUCUGUAGCUGUAGGCGGGGGAGGUGCACAAGGAUGUUGUACAUGCAAUCGCGGACCACCAGGUCCACCAGGUGACGCUGGUCGAGAUGGAAUUGACGGUCUUGAUGGAGUUCCUGGUGACAUCGGACCUCCGGGUCCGCCAGCUCCACCAGGACCAGACGCCUCCACCCUCUUUCCUCCACAGUGCCCAUGCGAAGCACCGCCCGGAGAGCCAGGACCAAAAGGACAGCAAGGUCCGGACGGUCCACCUGGACCGCCUGGUUCCCCCGGAGAAGACGGGAAGCCCGGAGAUCAGGGUGCACGCGGAAGUCCAGGCUUGCCUGGACCAACAGGGCCAACUGGCCGACCAGGACCUCCCGGAGAACCGGGCACCUACAAAACAGAAGUUGGACCUCCAGGACGACCUGGUGCCCCAGGGCGCCCUGGACCACCUGGACAGCCUGGACCCCCGGGAGGACCUGGAAACGAUGGAAAGCCUGGCGCGCAGGGACCACCUGGAAUGCCCGGACCUCCUGGACAACCUGGACAGAAUGGACAGCCUGGACCUCCAGGACCGAAUGGAGAGAACGGAGCACCAGGAUCCUGCGAGCAUUGUCCUCCAGCAAGACUUGCUCCUGGAUAUUGA
Messenger RNA from Necator americanus (New World hookworm), 3129 nucleotides. RefSeq lists its product as uncharacterized. The record is from RefSeq and is a predicted model, not a curated record. NCBI's taxonomy places the organism in Eukaryota, Metazoa, Nematoda, Chromadorea, Rhabditida, Ancylostomatidae. The transcript is spliced from 17 exons. The coding region runs from base 1 to 3129 and encodes 1042 amino acids. Gene Ontology annotation, molecular function: structural constituent of cuticle.